AUGCCGGCGCUGAGCAGUGAUCACAAGGCUUUUAAUCCAGAUACACAUGUAUCUUCAAAGCCGACCAGGACGGGACUCCCAAGCUUGCCCUUGGCCCUGGGCUCCUUUGCUGCACUGAGCGCUGGCAUCCUCGGCCCAGUUUCGGGGCUGGACCUGGCGGGCGCCGGCUCGGUGCUGGAGGCGGUGCUGGUACUGGGUGCGACGGUGGGCUUCCACGAGCUGGGCCACUUCAUCGCCGCACGAUCUCAGGGCAUCCACGUCUCCAAGUUCUCCAUCGGCUUCGGCCCAGCCCUGGUCCGCGUCCAACGGGGCGAGGUGGAGUAUGCCCUCAGGGCACUGCCGCUGGGAGGCUAUGUGGGGUUCCCGGACGACGACCCAAACUCCACCAUCCCCAAGGACGACCCAGACCUGCUGCGGAACCGACCAGUUGCCGACAGGGUGCGCGUAGUCAUUGCUGGAGUGGUGUUCAACGUCCUGCUGGCGGCCUCCAUCUGCACGGCCCAGGCAUUGACGGUGGGCACGGUGGAGCCCAUCUACUCGCCGGGCGUGCUGGUGGGGGAGGUGCAGCGCGGCGCCAUUGGCGAGCGGGCCGGCUUGCAGCGUGGGGACCUGCUGACCAGGGUGGGGCCGCUGACGGUGCCCUCCUCCGAGUCCAGCCUGAGCGAGGUGGUGGACCUGAUCAGUGAGAACCCCGGGCGCCAGCUGGCGCUGGACGUCGUGCGAGGGGGCGAGCCGCUGUCCCUGGCGGUGGCCCCCGCCGAGCAGCCUGAUGGCCGGGGUCGCAUCGGCGUGGCCCUGGCGCCCAACGUCGUGCUGCGGCGCACCAAGGCCUCAGACCCGGUGACGGCGCUGCGCUUGGGCGCCAGCCAGACUGCGCGCCUGGCCGGGGUCAUCUGGAAGGGCCUGUCCCAGCUGGCUACCAACUUCCAGCGCACCUCCAAGGCCGUGUCUGGGCCGCUGGGCAUUCUGAGGGUGGGCGCCGACGUGGCGCGCAACGACUCCGCCGGCCUGUUCCAGUUCGCGGCGCUGAUCAACCUGAACCUGGCCAUCGUCAACUCGCUGCCGCUGCCCGCGCUCGACGGCGGCUACCUGGUGUUCCUCAUCCUGGAGGCGGUGCGCGGCCGGAAGCUGGACGAGACGGUGGAGAAGACGGUGAUGGCGUCUGGCCUGCUGCUCCUCACCUCCCUGGGCAUGUUUUUGAUCCUGCGCGAUGCCGUCAGCCUGGGCGGCCAGCUCACCCGCCUGCUUUGA
Messenger RNA from Auxenochlorella protothecoides, 1251 nucleotides. Its product is annotated as Putative zinc metalloprotease. NCBI's taxonomy places the organism in Eukaryota, Viridiplantae, Chlorophyta, Trebouxiophyceae, Chlorellales, Chlorellaceae. Gene Ontology annotation, biological process: proteolysis. The record is from RefSeq and is a predicted model, not a curated record. Gene Ontology annotation, cellular component: membrane. The transcript has 6 exons. Gene Ontology annotation, molecular function: protein binding; metalloendopeptidase activity. Bases 1 to 1251 code for a protein of 416 amino acids.